AAUUCAUAAACUUAACUUUCCAUUUGCUGUUGCUGCUCGCAGGUGACGUUUGCCGUUUGACGUUCGUAACAAAUUCUACACCGUUUUCAUAAACUUGACGUAGCUGCCGUUAACAUAAAAAUUUUCUUUCUGAAGUGUGUAAUCCGUUAUUUAUGGACGGUAUUAUGGGAAAUAACGUGCUUUUAUAGAGAACAUUGGGACUGUUAUUGGCUCUUUUCUAUUACUACCAAAUUUGCUACGAAUGGUAUGAACAGAGAGGAUAUUGAACGAGAGCUAAGAAUUCAGGUUUUGGUGGAAUAAGCUACAGAACGUGAACCAAGAUAACAUCAGAAGCAUACACAAAAGAGGGAGCAAAGUAGACAAUACCGAAUAAACGAAAACUAGUGGAAAGAUCAACACAAAUAUGAUUUGAAAGCUAGAGCUCAGUGUCUAAGAAAGAGUUCAGGUGGAGAAUGACUAUUCGGAAUUAAUCAGGAGAAGGUCCAAUUGAAAGAAAAAAAAGAUGUCAGUCAAUUUGAUUGAUUAUAUUCAAGAGUCGGCAAAAUUAAGAGUUAGUUAUAAUUAAGUUUUGUUAUCAUUUUGAUUUCUCUAUUUAAAAAUAAGUAACGUCAUAUUUUACUUAUAGUGCCUUUAUUAGCUAAAUCUUGAAUUGUGAUUAAAAGUUGUAUAAAAUCUUGUCUCAUGACAAAACUAAUCUAUUGACGUAUCAGUAUAAUAGAAAAACAAACAAUACAUAAUAUAACAAAAUUUAAUCGCUACUCAUUAUAUAGAUACUGAUAAAUUUUUUUGAUUUAAUGACAUUUGACAUUUUUUAUUGACAUUGCCAAAAUAGAAUCUAUGGACUCACGUACAUUUAUAAAGUAACCAUAACCGAUUUUUAAUUUACUUGAAAAAAAAAACAAAAUAACGCAAGAUAAGAAGUGAGAUAUGAAACCAUGAUGAUAAUGAGAGUCAAAUUCUAAUUGUUUGGUUAGAUUGUCCGCGUUCAGUUGUAUUAACGUGAUUCUGUCGCAACUGAAAACUGUUGGUGUUAAUGUGACUGUUCUAAGUGAGUUUAUACAAGAAGAUACUUUCUAUGAUGACCCUCAAACCCAAAUGAGAUUCUCCUAUCCUGACUCCAGCAUCGCUUAACUUGAGAAUGGCUAUCGGAGAGAUAUCGCUGUAAUUAAUCAUAGUCUACUUAGAGGAUACUAAAGCGUUGACGAAAUUUACCAAAUUUUGAAAUAAACACAAUUGGAGUAACAUAAGAUAUGAUCUGGUAUUUUGGUUCAAUAGUGAUGAUUGUUUAUUGGAAAUUCAGAGAUAACUGAAGACACUGAUGCAUAUUGAACAAUGGCGUGAAAAUUUUUAUAGUACAGAAGAGAAUUUUCGUAUGGCGACGUCUACAACUGUGAUACCGGCGAUUAUUAACGAUACAAAAAAUGUAACUCAGGAAGAUACAUCGGGCUAUAAUCAAGUGGAAAGUAUAAUCAUAUCUCUCAUUCUUGUUUCUAUUAUCAUUGGUACAAUAGUCGGCAAUAUAUUAGUCUGCGUUGCUGUAUGUCUUGUUAGAAAAUUGAGGAGACCCUGUAACUAUCUCUUGGUCAGUUUGGCUGUGAGCGAUCUCUGUGUGGCUAUUUUGGUGAUGCCGAUGGCAACUUUCUACGAAAUCAAUGGUAAAUGGAUAUUCGGAGAGAUUAUGUGCAAUUUAUGGGUCAGUUUCGACGUGCUCAGUUGUACGGCAUCAAUUCUAAACCUGUGUAUGAUAAGUGUAGAUCGGUACUACGCUAUAACAAAACCUCUCGAAUACGGGGUAAAACGGACACCGAAAAGAAUGAUUUUGUGGGUGAUAUUAGUUUGGUGUUUCGCAGCGUGUAUUUCUCUACCGCCGCUAUUAAUUUUAGGAAACGAACAUUCGGAAAUGGGGGCAAACGGGCGUCCCACAUCAAACGUGUGCUUAGUGUCACAAGACUUUGGGUAUCAAGUGUACGCCACAAUGUGUAGUUUCUACAUACCUCUAACUGUGAUGAUGGUAGUUUAUUACAAGAUAUUUCGAGCUGCUCGUCGAAUAGUUAACGAAGAAAAACGAGCGCAAAGUCAUUUGGAGAGUCAUUGCUAUUUGGAAAUCAGCGUUAAAAACGGCGGAGGACCUCCGGAGAACAAAAUUUCUAGUCAAAGUCCAUCACCAGGCAAUCCCGCGAAGAUAAAUCAUCGAUCUAGUUCCGCUAGUACAAAUACCAUGUGCAGCCUAGAUAAAACAUCUUUAGGUAGGUGUUUCAAAUCUCGUCACAGCAACGAAUCGCAAUGCCCAAUGCUAUCGAACAAAAAUCCCGUCACGAAACAGUCUCGGGACCAUCAAAAGCAUCAUAAAUCUUCACUAUUGUCUACAUUGAAAACAUCCCCCAGCACUUCCAGUCAUCAAAAGAAGUUGCGGUUUCAGCUAGCCAAAGAAAGGAAGGCUAGUACCACUUUAGGUAUCAUAAUGAGUGCUUUCACGUUCUGCUGGCUGCCAUUUUUUGUUUUGGCGCUCGUAAGGCCGUUUUUAGAGACAACAAACGCUUUGAAAACACUAGCGACAUUGUUCCUUUGGUUGGGUUAUGCAAACAGUUUGCUCAAUCCCAUAAUUUAUGCUACGCUUAACAGGGAUUUUCGAAAACCUUUUCAAGCGAUCUUGUACUGUCGUUGUGGUAGUUUAAACCACAUGAUGCGUGAAGAAUUUUAUCACAGUCAGUACGGCGAUCCAGAUCACCACAUCAAUAGAUGCCAUAUGGACUACGAAGAAGGAGUCGAAUAUAUAGAAGCUGAUGGAGAAGAAGUUAAAGUACCUGAAGCAGAUACGGCUGCGCACGAGUCAUUUCUAUGAUUUUCGAUAGAUAAAGGCAGACCUAGUGAAAUGAAUUUUCCAAUAACAGAGACAAUUAUUGAAUAACUACUGUAUGGAAGGAAGUACCCGGACAUCGUUUGAAUUGAUCAUAUUUCCAAUGGCCAAAUUAUUCUACAUGAAUUUCACUUUUGAUGGAAAACAUACCGCAAAACACAACGUGCUAAAGUUCGUAAAUAGAACUGGAACAUACUAUAAAUAAGCAUUGUAGAGAAGUGCAACAUUGGCAUUAAUUUGGUUAGUGAUUUAUGAUACAAUACAAAUGAACCACUGCCUUCCAAUCUCUGUUAUUAAGAAAGAUUAAACUACAUGCAAACUAAUUCUAAGUUCGAAUUGUAGAUUCAAGUAGUACGCAGAGAAGUGGAAAGCUGAAAAUUAGUAAUUAUUAAACUGUAUUCCUAUUUUGUUCGUUGAGUGAUUAAAGUAGUAACCUUUUAUAAUCUUCAUAGAAACAUUAUCUUAUUAAUUAGUGACACUAAUUAAACCACCUGAACACAAUUAAGAUUCACGUAAAUCAUAAGAAAAAAAUAACUUUAGCAAAAGCAUUUUGCAACUGGAGAAUAGUUGGAAAAAAUUUGUGCAUUCUACAUGGUGUUCCGGGAAUUUGGGUGUGAGUAGAUGACGUGAAAAUAUUGAUGUGAUAUGAAGAAAUUUUUUUCAUACGACCCCUCAUUUUUGAUUAUAUGAUUAAGAGUUGUGAACUCAGAACUUAUAUUUAAGUUUAUUUACUAACUUAAGCACUCGAACAUCAUGAAUGAUCAUGUAUGCCCAUAAAGUGUACUAAUACUUUUACAGGGUCAACCUGUACAAUCUAAAGAUAGCAAAAAUGAGUUUUUCAAUCGAUUAUCAUUUUUUGUUUUAAUAAGAAUACCUGAAAUUAAUUUGUUUGAAAUACUUCGAGCAAAAGAAAUUUCCAGAAAACAUGAUCUUGUCCAAAGUACUUCUGGAACUCGGAUUGCUCAUGUUUUUCUAUUUAAAACAUUUUUUUGUUUGAAAUCCUUUUGAGCCAAAAAAAAUUUCAUCUAAAACAUCUUUAAAACUUUUCUUGUUUAUAUCACCCUGGAGACCGUGGAAAAUUCUUUUGUUUGUUCAAUUUUUCUGCUAAAAAACUUGUCUGAAACACCUAUAAUAAAUUUUUUAAAUCAAAAUACCUGAAAUCAUUUUUCUGCGGAAAUUAUGCUUCAAACUUUUUUAAAAUAUUUUUUCCAGAGCCGUCUAUUUAAAACGCUUGAAAACAUUAUAUUGGCCCAAGCACAUACAUUUUCUUAACUUGGGAAUGUCGGAAAUCCUUUUGUUUGAAACAUGUUCGAAAUAUUUUUUUUCUGGAACAUUUCGAGCUAGCACGAAACAUGUUUUGUCUGAAAGUCUUUGAAACAUUUUUUUCCGAAAUAUUUCCAGCGAGUACGAAACAUAUUUUGUUUGAAACAUCUUUUAACUAUUUUUUAUUUGAAAAACUUCGAGUCAACAUACAAAUUCCAUCUGAUUAAGCCACUACAAAUUUUAUCUGAAACAUCUUUGAAACUUUUUUGUAAAAAACACGUAAAAUAUUUCUAUUUAUUUAAAAAACAUGUUAAAAACAAGAUUAUUUCAUUUCAAAUAUUAUGAAGUAUCAUUAUUUACUGGAAGUAAUCAUCCAUCAAAAAUUCAUAAUGUUCGAAUGUAUAAUUUAGAAAAUAUACUCAAAUAUAAGUUCUGAUUUCGCAAAAUUAAAUGCGUAUAACUCAGAAACGGGGGGUCGUAUGAGAUUUUUUUUUAUGUCACAGUAUUAUUUUCACGUCCCGAAUUUUUUGCAUCAAGUCCUGCACCACUCUGUAUAGGAUUGAAACGACUCUUUCGAUAACCAAAAAAGACCAAUAUUUAUUUAUAUUGGAGCGUUAAGAUUAUGAAAGCCAUCAAAAUGUUAAUUCAAUACUUGGUGUGUCCGUUGGGUAGAAAUUCAAUUUCUACAUCAAUUAUUUAGUUAAAAGCAAAGUAAAAGUUUGAAAAAUCUUGAAAAAUUUAGUAUUAUCUGAACGUUUCACCUCAGGACUCUGAGAGAUAAAAGUGAAAUUGUUCAUUGUACAUAUAUGAAAGUAUAUAUAUACUAUACGAAAUAGUUUUUAGUGUAGAAUUCACACGAUAGAUUCAUCCAUCUUCAAAGACACUGCUGUCAUCAGUUUAAUAGUGAAUAUGUUUAAUCUUUCUUAAAGUCUUCAUAUAAUUCCAAGUUACUAUGACAAUUUUUUAUGUAAUGUUAAUAAAUUGCUGAAAUUUAGGCAAAACAUGACAAUGGUUUUAAAUGGGUGGUUUCCCUGCAUUUAUGAAUUGUUAAAUUGAUUUGAUUUAUAACGCAUCGUCACUUUCUGUGAUAAAUGAUAAUAUUUUGAGCCUAUAUAAAUCUCGUAGAAUGUAUAUUGUACACACUGUUCACAUUACCAAUACACUAACACACUCAAUUAUACUAUCUGAUGAGUAUUUCGUUAACCAUGUUAUCUUCUUCAGAGACUUAAGGUAAACCCGCACCUUCAGUCUUCAAAGACGAUAAUUUGGUUAUGUAUGUACAUCACUAACGGUUCCAGGAAUUCCAAUUUACUACUUGUUUCAAUUGAUUGUCUAAAUAUGACAAUAUUAGGUACAAAUUGGUAAAUUAUGGAUUUCUUUCUGUCAUUUGUUAAUGUCUUAACAUUUUUCAUGAAAGUACUAACUAUUUCUAUAAGUAAUGAUAAUAUGUCUAUCUACGAUUCCCAUAAAAUCCCAAUGAUAAUCGUUAUUUUUAGGAUCAUUGUGGAAGUUUACUUGGCAAGCUGAUGUAAUCAGAAAUAUCCUAAUCAAUUACCUCAUAUGUCUUGUACUAAGAUCCAUACACAAAUCAUAGAACAAAAAUAUGUUAAAUCAUUAAAAAAUAAAUAAAACGUCAUUAAAGAUUAUGUGAGAAUGGAAAACAACGUCAAAACCACGAUCUUACAUACAUGUCUGGAAACCAAACUGAGACUUCUAAGUUUUGAUUUUUGCUUCUCAAAAUAUUUGGAUGCCGGUUUUCUCGAUUUUUAAACUACAUUUUGUUCGUUUUUAAUGUUACUUACUCGAUUUCCAAACCUUCUCUCUCCUUUUUUUACUUUUCUACCUGAUCCUGACUUGAAUUGUAAUGGAAAUAUUUAUGAAUACGUCGACAGAUAUCGUAAAUUGGGUGGCUAUUCCCAUCCUUACAAAGCGAUUAAUCAUAUUUCAGUUUUUUCAGACCUUGAUUUUGUUCAUAAAACUUGGCAAUAAUUUUACGUCCCUCGUUUUCUGUUUAGAUUUUCCACACUUGAAUCUAAACUUCUAGCAGAAACGUGAUGUAAUCAGAAAUAUCCUACUCAAUUACCUCAUAUUUCUGGUGAAGGUGCAUACAUAAAUCAGAGAACUUAAAUAUGUUAAAUCUUUAAAAAAGGAAUAACACAUCAUUAAAGUUGAUGUGAGAAUGGAAACAACGUUAACAACGUUUUAUAUACAGGUCUAGAAACCAAACCCAAUUUCUAUGUGUGUAAAAACACGAAAAACAAAAAAAACAAAAUAUUUUUUCCAGAAUUCCAAGUUUUCCAAGUCAAUCCACAAGAGGAAAACCCUCCACUCGGUAACAGUAAGAUGUCCAGAACAAGAAGAUAAGAGUGUAUAGCCAACAGGCUAACUCUUAACCAAAAGAUAAGACUUCCAAGAAUUUCCCAUAGAAAAGGAGAGAAAAAGGAGUCUACGCGCGAAACUGUGACACGAUUGUGGAUGAGGACCUGUUGAAAUGACAAGGAGUUGGUGGAAUGUCCUUCUUCGCAACUAUCCGCAGACUUAUCCCGGGGUGGAUGCUUAGAAGGACGGGUUUCCUCACGCACACGUAUGUCUGUGUGUUUUUCGGAUUCUAAGUGUUAUAAAUAGCCAUAGAGCGGCGCUGCUAUGUAGAGAUGCUACAAAUGGACAUUGGUAGGACACGAUUACAUGUGAGACCAUGGAGUAGUGCCAAGAUAAAAAUUUUGACUGUACUUUACAACUUUAUUAUUUGUACUUAUCUAACUACUUUUAUUUAUAACAAUUUAUUACCUAUAGAAAUAAUGAUAACUAUCAUUAUUAGGUUCUAACACAAUUUGAUACUAUCUCUUGGCUACAACGACUUGGCAGCCACGUAGUGAGGUAAUUUAAUACCCGUGAAAUGAAUUCACUCCGCUACCCUCGUUUCCAGAACUGUAUGUACGACCAUGUUCAAGACAAACAACUGACCCCAAAGAGAAAACAGUAGUUUUCUUACUUCAAACAGUAACUUGUCCUCACUCAACAACUUUUCAUGGAUUAACUGCUGUGAUAAGUACACGGAAACCACAAAAAUUAUCCAACACACCAUGAAUGAUCGUUUUAAAUAAAAAGUUUCUUAAAUUUUAUGAAGAAUUUAAAGUUAUGUUAUGAUUUAAAUCAUUUUAGAAAAGUUAUUCUUUAUUUAAUCUUCCAUUUUCGUGAAUUAUGACUAUUAAAACCAUUUCAACUAACCCGGUGUUACCCUAAAAUCUAAAUAAGCAGUUUGUUUGUCUUUAUUGUUUGCUGCCCUUUAUUCGCAUAUUCGCGAUUAAUAUAUUUAUCAAUCCAAUUUUAAUUAAUAUUAUAAUUACAUAUUUCCACGAACGAUAAUUUGGAUAAAAGCGUAUUUAAAAUAAUAAUUUUUUCAUAAAAAAACUCUAUGAGGGUGCGAAUUGAUAUUUCUUACGAUUUACAAAUAAAUAAUAAAUGCAGGGUGCCACUUUAUUCUUAAUGAAUGUUUUUAUAGCUAAUCAACAAAAUAGAGACAAUCGAUCUAAAGUAUAAUUAUAUUUAAGUGAGCUUUGUUCCUCUCUAGUCAAUUUUUAAGCUUUUUUAUACAUUGGUUUCGGGUUUCAGUUUUAAAUAAAAAAACUUAAGGCUGUUGAUAUAGAGUUAAGUCGAAACUUGUGAAAAGUGUGUUCAAAUUGUAUUAAUUUUAAAUUUGUAUAUGUGUACAAGUUUAAAUACAAUUUUAUUUUAUACAGAGUGAAAUUGUUACUAUUACAAUUAAUAACGGGGAGUACAGAAUUUUUCAGAAUCAAAUAAUUCUAUUCUUGAUACUAUGUAGGAAAAAAAAAAGAUUUCAUAGGAGAUGGAGGUCGAUAGAAGUUCACUUACUAUAAAAAACUUCAUAUAUAUUUGAAAGUGGCUUUCGUCUCAAUUUAUACGGAAAUCCACAACUAGAAACUUCCAAUUAGUUUAUAAUUGAGAAACAUUUAUUUCUGUCCAAGCCAUAAUUUUAGAAUAUUAGGAAGUUUCGGGGCUUCGGCAACUAUCGUUACGCUAAAACUGAAAAGUUAUAGCAGCAAACUGCAUACAGGAUUAAAGGAGACUAGAAGAUGGAUUCCAAUUAUGUUUCCAAUUUUACGUUACAUGGAUACAUAAUGACUGCAUAAGUAUUUUAUUCAGACCAUUCAGUCUGUUUUUCAUCUAGAACUAUUCAUAAAUAGAUGCUAAGAAUUUGUUAAGCAGAUACAGGUGAAUAAAUCUCAUCUUGGUUUCAAUUAAAUGCUCGUGUUGAUGAAUUUUUCCAAGUAUUCAUUAACUGUAGAAGAAAAAUAUAAUCUUUAAUAAAGCUUUUUACUAAUGGUAACUUCGAGAUAGCGUAAUAAAAAGUAUAACAACAUAUAGUAGCGAAGUCUGGCCUCUAAAAGAAAAAACAGUCAAAAUGCUUGAAGCCACAGAAAUGGAUUAUUGGAGACGCGCGGCAGGAAUAUCAAGACUGGAAAAAAUAAGAAACGACAGAAUCAGGGAGAUCAUGAAAUUGCAACAUACGAUUACGGAAGACAUUAGGGUGAAUCAGUUAAGAUGGUACGGACAUGUCCAAAGAAUGCCUGAAGACCGCAUACCCAAACAAAUUUUAAAUUGGGCAUCACAAGGAAGAAGAAAGAGAGGAAGACCAAGAUUAAGCUGGAGAGAAGGUAUCGAGAAGGAUAUUCGAGAGAGAGGAUUGGAAGAAGAUCUUUGUGAAGAUCGAAAAAAAUGGAAACUGGGAAUCGGAAGACGGCGAAGAACGUUUUAAACCCGAUUAAUAUAUAUAUAACUUCGAGAUUGAUAACGUAUUCAGUGAGAACAAUCAUUGAUUGGAAUUGAGGUAAAAAGUAUACAACUUAGUUAGCUGUCAAUCUUUCUUCAACUUUUCAAACCUCAAGUGAAAUAAUUUAUACAUAUUAAUUCUACUUUAUUUGUUUCAAGAUAUAGAAAAUUGAAAAUAGAUAUUUAAAAAAACACUCUGUAUAUCUAUAAAACUAAUUCGAUGUUCAGUAGAAGAAUUCAUAGAAUCACUCAAACAAAUCAUCCUAUCAUAUCGUUUGUAUGUAUAUAGUAAGAGUUCGAACUUAGACAAAAAUCUUGCAAUAAAUUGAUUAAAAUUUUAGCACACUUUUUGUCGCUGUGAAUUUUUUACUAAUAUAUAUUAUUUCUAAAUAAACUUGACUACACUCCAUCGAAUUGAUCUUUAUUCUGACGCCAGAACAAGAAAAACAAAAUCUCAAGCUCGAACAAUGGUUGUUAAACCAUUCUGAUGAGACGUAGUAACGUCGAUACUAUGUGGUGACAAACCCCUCCUUGCAACUUCGAUUCAUUGGGGGUGUUAAUAUCGACAAAUAGAUCGACUGACAUCACUUUCUUCGGAGGAGAUGUAAUUCAAUAUUCGUCGAGGCAUUAACCAGUUGUUUUCUCCUUUGAAGAACCGCAAUAUAUUCCUCUAUUAUGUUCUACCGGGACCGGAAAAUAUAUAGUUUUUCGCCCUUAUUUAUAUUUCAUAUCGAACACUUUCGAAACAAAGUGCUUAAUUGCUUUUUAAAAUAUCCACUCUUAGGGUCUGUACAUUGUAUAGUAGAAACGUGGUUUCGAAAAUCAUCAACAAAUUCUUGAGGUGAUGAAAAUCGCUGUCAGUUCAUCGUUAUUUGUCAGUCAUAAGACAAGAAAUCUAGGAAAUACGGGCAAUGAGAUAUCAAUUCAAUGUUGCUCUCCUUCAAAUAUUGAGUUGUUUGACGUGCUUUACCGGCACUGGCAUGCGGAAUCCAUAUUGUACAUAUCUUCCUUAUACCUGUAUCUUCAUGGAAAAUCGAUUAUAUUGCUGUCUGCGAUUUUCUAAGAGACGCUUCUAUCUGUCGGUAAGUUACAUGCCAAUCUUCUUUAAUAAUAUUGCGCGUAGCAUCGAUGUUUCUGGAAAUGAUAACCGAUUUUGGCAGACUUUUGGCAAACAGUCUUCUCUGAUGGUGCUUCCUUACCGAAAGUAACACGAAGCUAUUGUUGUUAAGCAAGGCUUUUUUUUUAAUCAUUGCGUCAAUAGCGAUGAAUCGCAUUUCGCCUCCUUGGAAUCCAACGGAUCCCCCACUGUUGGUGAUUAAAUAUUAGAGCACGCCCGGCCUUGUCAAGGUGUACAUGCCAAAGAACAAAACAGUCCAAUUUUUUGCAACCACAUUUAGUACUGCAUCCCUUUUUGUAUUUGCAAAAACUUGUGUUCGGCAGUUUUGAACGAUACUUAUCUAAGCAGAUAGUUUAUUUAGGAGCUCCGUUCCUAGAAACAAGAAAGUGAAUUCCGUUGGUUAUAACUUUUUGUUGAUUUCAAUUACGGUUUUUAAAUACUUUGUCAUGUGUUUGACCAUUCAAUUGCACAAUUCCCAGUUCAAUUUGUGUGAGGAUUCUAUUUUGUGAAGAUGUCGCCUAAUAAGUCAAAUCAAUUGCGGCAAGUUUAUACCCUAAGAUUGCGUCACAAGUCCAUACGUACGAUUUCAACGGACCUGUUGAGCUUAAACUUGUGUGACUGGCCCUAUAAAUAAAUUUUUUUAUUUUCAACAUUAUGUGUGUAAAUAUUGUAUGUAUAUGUUUGUUCUUUCCAUGAGAAAAGAUGGAAUAAAGUUGAUUUUUAACAAAUGUCUACUGUUAAAAAUGUCAGGAUAAAGAUCAAUUUGAAUUUAUUUUCACUUAAAAUUAUGAAAAUUGUGAAAAACAAAGUAGACAGUAAAGAAAAUUGUGAUACAAAUGAUAAAUUAUUAGUUGAAUAUUAAUAUAAGUAACAUCAAAUUUUAAUAUUGAAAAUUAAUACGAAUACAAGACGUCCUGUAGUUACUUAUGGAGUUUUAAAUUACGACAUAUGUUUUUCAUCCUUACUUUUUUCACAAAAAGGGUUGUUUCAUGUUUUCAUCGAAAGAGUUGCAAAUAAAAAGGGCUUCGAAAUGGGUAAUCAAAAUACCAAUCGGUUUAAUUAUUUGCUUUUGCAAAUGAUGUAUAAUGUUGACAAGUUGAAUGUCAAUUUAUGAUAAAAGGAAUAUAUGCUGUUACUUCCAAAGAUAUUUGUGAAAAAGAACGUAAAACAUUCCAAUAAAGGUGUGAAAAUAUUUUAUUUCGAAAAUGACGAAUCAUGAGAAUAAAAACUAUGGAAAAAUGUGUUAUAAAAGAUGAAAGAAAAAAAAAGAACAAUAGCCUAUGGCAAUGAAAUCACGCGUGUGAGAAAUAAAUAUAUCAAUUGUAGUGAAUAACUUCAAAAAUAUACCAAGUAGAAUAAUAAUUUUCACGAAUUAGAAAAUACUAGAUAAAAAUAUGAUAUUAGAAUGCUUCGAGAAACAAUACGCGUCAUCAACAUGCAUCUAAAUAUUUUCUAGAAAAUAAUUUUUUGUUAUAUGUUCUUUUUUUAGAAACAAAUCCAAUUCUAAAUAUUUAUUACAUAGACAUUUCUUCCAAAUUACAAUUUUUGUUUUAAAAAAAUCUAAGGUGAAUAACUCCGAUCUCGCUAUUUGCUAACUUUAGAACACAAUUUGUGUCACUUGACGUCGGUGAGAGGAAAUCCCAAUGGCACAAAUCUGCAAACACGUGGCAGUCAACGUGUCAAAUAAUCAUCCCCUGAAUUAGAAUUUUAUCUAUUUUUUGUUCGAUUAGGAAAAUAUAAAAUUCUUCAACCUAUUCACUACCAGUUUAAAGAUAAUGGGAAAUCAGAAUAUUCGGAAGUUAUCCAUAACGGAAAAAUUAUUGGAGCCAGAACAAUUUAAUACAAACUCGAGAGAUCAGCUUGUGUAAACUCUAAAAGGGUUUAAUCCAACUUGUAGCACUCUCAUCGAGAUAAUUAAUGGGGAUGGUUGGAGCUCAGAAUCUCAAUAAUUAUUAAUAAUUUAUUAUAUCCUGACCUAACUCACGGAUUUACUAACUACAUCGGCUUGUGAACAGGAUGUUUAUAAAUGAUAAAGUGAUAUAACUACAGCUUUGAAUUGAAAAGGUAAGUAAUUUCAACUGAAGAAGAAAUAUAAUCAAUGUUUAUCUGCUACCUAGGGAAGAUUAUCAAUAAAUAUACCAAAAAGGAGACUGUACGGUUAGUUUUAGGCUAAUUUUAGUUUAUUAUGAUAAUUUCAAGUAAUCCAAAACUCACUUCGCUGGUUACUUACGAAUCCAAUAAAUUUUCAUCUUCAAAAUAGCUCACGGAAAAUUUUGAACACUGUUCUGGAAACAACAACCACAUAAUUGAUACAUUUAGGAAUCGUUGGUAUUGAUACUAACAUUAGUAUUAUCACAGAAGUUUAAUCCCUUCAGAACUAAAAAUGUUGAAGCAGACGGUUCGAAGAUGUUUUAAUUUUCCUGAAGAAAAGUCGAACAAUUUAUGUUAUACUUCUAUUUUUCUUUGUAUGGAUUCUUCGAUGUAUCUUUCUGCUACGUUGGUAGAACGCCAUCAUCCGUGUCUUUUCAGAGUGAGCGAAUAAUCGCCGCUUUCCACUAAUACGGUUGCUGACGCCUAUAUCUGGUAAAUUCUUCGCGAUUUUUCAGUUUUAGGUAUUUUACUAGGUAGGCAACAAAUCUUUUGUCGUUUAUCGCAAAAACAAAAACGAAUCAAAUCAUUUCUACGACAUGCCCUACAUUGAAAUCACUUUUGCCAUUUGAUAUUAUUCAUCUGAAGCUUUCCAUGAAUGUGUGGUUACUUAGUCUGCCGUUUGUACUCUGGACGUUUUUGGUAUACAACUCACAGUUUCACGCUUCAAAAAAAGCAAUAGUUUUUGUUUUUUUUUGUAUUGCCAGCAAUUUAUUUUCUAGCUAAACAAGUCUUACAUUGAGAACUGACUUACAUGGAAGAUUUCAUAUUCAUGGCUUCAUAGCCAAGAUCACUUUCAUUAUUGAGACUAAAAACGUUAGAAGCAAUGAACAAAAGUACUAAGAUUAGAGAGGAAAUACAGCGAACAAUUGAUAUCAUAAUAAUUUAUAGCGACCUUCUACUGAAACUUGCACAUGUAGAUUGUAAUUAAAUUGGUUGAUGUUUAUAUUGGAAAGACUUCUUUGCAUAAACUUUUCUCCACAACCGUAUUGGUUCUUGAGAGUAUUACACGUUUGAGUUGAGCUUCUCUGGUUUAUAGAUGUCACAUUAGAGAAAAUCGCGGCAUCUUAUAACAAUAAUAUAAACUAUAAGUAAGCAACAGUUUAGAUAAAUCAAAAAACUAUGCAAAUCUCACAUUUUUAAAUCGGAAGCGAGUUUUUUCUUGAUAAUAGUUCAUAAAACAAUUGUAAGCGUAUUCACAUGUUGCCUUGGCAAUAAAAUUCAUGCUAACUCUAGUGGUAUCUCGGACACAUAAUCUGCAAUGUUGAUUUCAAUAAUAUUUAUUAAUAAAAAUGAGUACUUAUCAGUGUCAUAACAAUAUACAAACAGCGAUUAUUUGAUUUCAUACAUUUCAUAAUCUGGAAAAAAAUCUUUUUUUCCAAUUAUUAUAAAAUUAUGUAGAUUAAUGAACAAAGAAUCUAUUUUUAUUAUUUCAUUUAUUAAAUUCAUAGUUUUAAAUAAUAUAAUGUAUUGAAACGAUAAAAAACUAAUAUAUAUUUAAUCAGAAGUGAAUGUUUCAGGUAGAAUUAAUUCAUUGAUGUUUAAAUAAUUGAAUUAAACCUGGACAUGUUAUCGAUGAUUAUUUGUAUUGUCAACAAAUAAUUAUUACCGAUUACAGCGAUGUCUUUGUUAUCUAUUGAUAAAUAAGAAAGUCAUAUUUGAUUGAAAGUAGUACUUGUAAUGAAGAAUUUGUUAGAAGCUAAAAUACACUGUUCAAUCAAGCAAUCGGACUAAUAAUGUCUGCAAUAGAUAAAAUCCUUUCAGAGAUAGUUUGUAUACUAUAGCGAUAACGAUAUUCUUUUUAUUCUUUGAAAACGUUACUAAAUUGGACGUUUGAAAUAUGCAAUUCAAGUGCCAUAUGAAACUUCUCUUGCUGAUUAAAUUAAACCUUCUCUUAAUUAUGUAAUUAUAAAUGCUCAAAUAAUAUUCACAGCGACAUAAUUUUCUAUUCAAAUUUCCAUGAAAAAUAAUUGUACAUAAUGACUUUAUGCCUAGUCUAUAGACUAUUAGAUGUAAGUGGAAAGAAAACAGCGUAAAAUUUCUACUUAGAACAAAGUAUAGUAUAUUGCUACAAAUAAUUAUUUAUUAUAAAUGUUAAGUGCAACCUUCGAAAAUCCAAGUAACAUUGACAUAGCUUGUAUAUUAGAAUGGAAGAAAAUAAAUGGAAGUCACUUA
Diorhabda carinulata is the source of this 14351-nucleotide messenger RNA. RefSeq names its product 5-hydroxytryptamine receptor 1-like (gene 5-HT7). Lineage: Eukaryota; Metazoa; Arthropoda; Insecta; Coleoptera; Chrysomelidae. Gene Ontology annotation, cellular component: membrane. The transcript has 10 exons. The record is from RefSeq and is a predicted model, not a curated record. Gene Ontology annotation, biological process: adenylate cyclase-activating adrenergic receptor signaling pathway. Gene Ontology annotation, molecular function: G protein-coupled amine receptor activity. Bases 1319 to 2842 code for a protein of 507 amino acids.